CGCAGUGAAUACAGUUGGUCCCGGAUAUAGCUUUUUUGUAAUGGUCGCGUGUGUUUUGCGUUUGAAUAUUUGAGUUCUUCUGUGCACACCAAGACUUGCAGGAGUCGUCGCCAUGACCUCCGCUCUGGAAAACUAUAUUAAUCGUACUGUUGCAGUAAUUACUUCAGAUGGUCGAAUGAUUGUGGGAACUCUCAAAGGUUUUGAUCAGACUAUCAAUUUGAUUUUGGAUGAAAGCCAUGAAAGAGUAUUCAGUUCUUCACAAGGAGUGGAACAAGUGGUAUUAGGAUUGUACAUCGUAAGAGGCGAUAAUGUUGCUGUAAUUGGAGAAAUUGAUGAAGAGACAGACUCGGCUCUUGACUUGGGGAACAUUCGAGCAGAACCUUUGAACUCAGUUGUGCAUUGAAGAAAAUAAAGACAAGGAUAUGCAUCAGGACUUCAUACAUUUCCAGUUGUACAGAACUAUUUAUAGGCUGGCAUGGCUACUUUUUACAAGUUGUAUGUAAUUAGCUGGAUAGUUUAUACUUCUUAUUUUGACAGCGAUGGUUUGAUAUGUAAAUUAAAAUUUACAUCUUACUAAAAUA
This is a messenger RNA of Eublepharis macularius, 581 nucleotides long. RefSeq names its product LSM8 homolog, U6 small nuclear RNA associated (gene LSM8). Gene Ontology annotation, cellular component: U4/U6 x U5 tri-snRNP complex; U6 snRNP; precatalytic spliceosome. Gene Ontology annotation, molecular function: RNA binding. Gene Ontology annotation, biological process: mRNA splicing, via spliceosome. The transcript is spliced from 4 exons. Lineage: Eukaryota; Metazoa; Chordata; Lepidosauria; Squamata; Eublepharidae. The coding region runs from base 113 to 403 and encodes 96 amino acids. The record is from RefSeq and is a predicted model, not a curated record.